AUUUCGAUCAGAAAAGUUGCGUUAAUCUCAAGGCUCGCUCGCUCUGGCGUCGCAGCAUCUCCGUUCUCCGGUCUAGAAUAGAGAGCAUAAGUAGCUAACUUGUAGCUUCAUCUCUUCAAAAUUCGACGAAAAUCAAAUAGCAAUGACCUCGGCAGCAGUGAAACCAGGCUCCCUCACUUCUCUUCAAUUUCACUCUUCUCUCAACAAACAACUCCCUCUUUUUGAUUCCCUUUUGAAACCUCUCAAGUUGAAGAAUUCUCGAUUCUCUCAGUUUAACUUGACCCUAAACACCUCAAGAAAUGCGUCCAUUAUUCCUACAAUUAGAGCCCAAAGCUCCUCUGUUCCUGAGUAUAUUCCAGAUGCCAAAUUCUACAAGAUAGAAGCAAUUUUGAGGCCCUGGCGAGUCUCGCAAGUUUCCUCGGCUCUGCUGAAAAUUGGUAUUCUUGGUGUUACUGUUUCUGAUGUUCGAGGCUUUGGGGCUCAAGGUGGUUCAAAGGAGAGGCAUGGUGGCUCAGAGUUUUCCGAAGACAAGUUUGUUGCUAAAGUUAAGUUGGAGAUUGUAGUGAGCAAAGACCAGGUUGAAGCUGUUAUAGAAAAGGUAAAAGACGAGGCAUGGACUGGAGAGAUUGGAGAUGGCAAGAUUUUCUUGGUACCUGUUGCAGAUGUAAUAAGAAUUCGCACUGGUGAACGUGGAGAGAAGGCUGAAAGGAUGACAGGAGGGUUGUCCGACAUGACAUUUUCUGCAUGACUGGUUUAAAAGCAACAUGCGCAUCUCAAGAUUUGCAUCUAACGCUUUCUUAGUAGCUAGUAUAGUCAGGCAUCCAUCCUCCGCACCCCUUGUCCUAGUCCUUACUAGAAAAUUUGAUUCCUCCUUUUUUUAGCAGUCUAUCUUGGAUUGAACGACUAGAAAUAAAAGGAAUGUCUACGCGCGUUUGUUGCAAGGAAGUAAUAACAAGAAGAUGGUUGUGUGUGAUCACACGAAGGAUUGGGUCGCCCCACAGUUGGCAUGCGAAAUUGUUGAGUACAUGCUGUGGGGUUUGUACUGAGCUAUGAUAUUAGUGUUGAACUGUAUUUUAUUCGCCGGUGGACACUUCCCUCA
This is a messenger RNA of Populus nigra (black poplar), 1099 nucleotides long. RefSeq names its product nitrogen regulatory protein P-II homolog. Gene Ontology annotation, molecular function: enzyme regulator activity; ATP binding. Gene Ontology annotation, cellular component: chloroplast thylakoid; cytosol. Gene Ontology annotation, biological process: regulation of nitrogen utilization. Lineage: Eukaryota; Viridiplantae; Streptophyta; Magnoliopsida; Malpighiales; Salicaceae. The record is from RefSeq and is a predicted model, not a curated record. The transcript has 8 exons. The coding region runs from base 143 to 748 and encodes 201 amino acids.